UCAUUUGCCAAAAAAAAGAGAAUAUCUCAUACACUUUCCUAUCUUCUCUUUUAAUUGAACUAUUAUUCUAUUUCAUGAGAAAUAUGAGAUUAUGUCAUUCAAUUAUUUUAUUUAAUUCUUUAAUUUCUAUUUCUAUUUGCUCGAAAGCUGAUGAUCCUGCACUUUUGGUUGCUAGUGAAUUUAAGGAGCAUUUCAAUGUGGAAGAAAAACAAUUGGAAACUGUUGAAGAAUUGCUUAUUAAAAUGAAAAAAUUGGCGCAUUCAAGAAGUUUUAAGGGAAGAGAAUUUGGUCAUGAUGCAGUUGAAGACUCAAAGAAAGAAGUGGCAAUUAGUACUCAACAAGGAACAAUUAAUAAAAAAGUUUCACCGUUUUUGUUUGAAGGUGAUAUUUUUCUAUCUCGACGUCAAGCAGUUGAUAUUCUGAAAGCUUUAUCAAAAGAUAAAACCAAACGAUUGAGAAGAUCAUUUGUUUCGGAUAAAACUGCCACGUGGAAAACCAUGCCAAUCAAGUAUCGUUUUCAUGAAAGUAUAGAUUUCUAUACAAUUAGUCAAAUCAUCGCAGCGAUUCGUUUCUGGGAAGAUUCCACGUGUAUCACUUUUGAAAAUGUUUCUGAUUCACCAGAUGGUGAUUAUAUCGAGUUUUUCAGUGGACAAGGAUGCUACUCUAUGAUCGGACGAAACGGUGGUCGUCAAGGUAUUUCAAUUGGUGAAAGUUGUGUUAAAAUGGGCGUCAUUGAACAUGAAAUUGGACACGCACUCGGGCUUUGGCAUGAACAGAGUAGACCUGAUGCAUUGGGUUAUGUUACUAUCGAACGAGAUUUUAUUCUUCCUUCGUAUAUAAGUGAUUUCCUUCAACGUGACGAUGAAAUUGAUACAUUGGGAAUACCGUAUGAUUUGGGAUCAGUAAUGCAUUAUGGAAGUACUGCAUUUAGUGUUGAUCAGAAAAGUAAAACAGUUGUUACAAGAGAUUCACUUUAUCAACAGACUAUUGGACAACGAGAAAAACUUUCGUUUUAUGACGUGGCAACUAUAAAUACUGCCUAUUGUAAAGAUGAAUGCAAGUCUGAAAAAACCAAAUGUGAAAAUGGAGGAUAUAUGAGACCAUCAAAAUGCUCCGAAUGUCUUUGUCCAGAUGGUCUUGGUGGAGAAAAGUGUGAGAAGAAUGAAGACUCGAAAAACGCUGAAUGUGGUGGAAUUAUUAAAUUAACUGAAGAAUGGAAAGAGAUUGAAUCUCCAAAUUAUCCGGAUCCAGGAUAUGAAGCUGAUCAAAAAUGUUCUUGGUUGUUGAAAGCGGAAAAAGGAAAACGAGUGGAAAUUGAAUUUAUUGAAGAUUUCUCAUUUCUCUGUACAUCUACAUGCGUUGAUUUUGUAGAGCUGAAGAUUUCUGAUGACUUGAGAAAUACUGGAUUCAGAUUCUGCUGCUAUGAUAAACCAGAAAUCAGUUUUGUUUCUCAGACUGACACUGCUAUUAUUAUUUUCCGAUCACAACUUUCUACGGAUAUUGGAUUUAAAAUUCAAGCAAAAUCUACCGAUGCCGAACCAAGGACAACAAUUGCUCCAACAAUUAUCACAACAACUUUGGCACCAAUAACUGUUGAUGCACCAAAUGUAUGGGCAGAUUGGGGUGAAUGGUCAAUGUGUUCAAGAACAUGUGGAGGUUGUGGAAUUAGAAGUCGGGUCAGAUCAUGUAGAAGCAAAAAGUGCGAGGGACGACGACAAGAAUUUGGAACCUGUAAUUUGAAAGCGUGCCCUGUUGAUAAACAUUGCGCAAAGCUACUAUCAAAUAAUAGGCUUUGCAAUGGAAAAGUGUGUACCAAAAACGACAUUGCAAUAUCGUCAUGUGAUGCUCCACAAUGUUGUCCUCCGUUUAUUAAUGUUGAUGGAGUAUGCCAAUCUGAUCAAGAAAAUCAACAUGAUGAAUUAUGGCUUUCUAUUUAAUCAUCCAUACUUUUCGAAUCUUAAAUAUUUCAUGAAUUGUUUUUCUUCAAAUUUCGACGUCUUGGCUAAACUUGCAACAAUUUUCUAUGUCUAUUUGUAUUUUCAUUAAUGUAUUUUUCUAAUUGUCAUACAAGAUAUUCUAAAUUAUUUCCUUCUAGGUCUUUCAAAUUCACAUUUCUUGUUUCUACUUAAACGGGUUGUUUUCAUUUUAUUUCUUAAAUUUAUUUCUUGUGAAUUAUUCAGAAAAACAAUAAUUUUCUGCUAAUCUUGUUAUAGGAUUUUCUGUAAUUUUAUAUCAAUAAACAGUUAUCGUAUGUUCUCUAUAAA
This is a messenger RNA of Caenorhabditis elegans, 2264 nucleotides long. It is a transcript of the gene nas-36, whose product is annotated as Zinc metalloproteinase nas-36. Gene Ontology annotation, molecular function: zinc ion binding; metalloendopeptidase activity; metallopeptidase activity. The record is from RefSeq and is marked reviewed. The transcript has 16 exons. Gene Ontology annotation, biological process: molting cycle, collagen and cuticulin-based cuticle; proteolysis. Gene Ontology annotation, cellular component: extracellular region. Bases 84 to 1937 code for a protein of 617 amino acids. NCBI's taxonomy places the organism in Eukaryota, Metazoa, Nematoda, Chromadorea, Rhabditida, Rhabditidae.